AUGGCUAAAGGCGAUCUUCUUCUGCAACCUUCCUCCUUGUCGAAACAGAGAAGGCAGAGCAAGACCAAAAAGAUGAUGAAGUCAAUGAAGAGAAUGAAAAGAACCCAGAAACAACACUCUGAGAUACUGAAUCAACUGAUUCAGGAGCAACAAAACCUCAACACCCUGAUUGGGUCUCUGCUGGAUUCCUCCGGUUCCGGGUCAGAGGACGAUUACAUUGAGUUGUCGCCGGUUUUCUCAGAUUCGAUGCCGGAAGAAGAUAAUGAUUUCGGGUCGUCGGACGAUGAAUCAGAGCCGACUUCUUCGCUGGUGGACAAUGGUUUCGGUUCAUAUGAUGUUGUUGGACAUAGAGCCGGGCUUGUGUACACAUUGGAACGGAUUGAAGAGAGAUUCAUCAAGAUGGGAAUUAAGGUUGUGAAGGGCUACAACGCGAACCAGGGCACCCACUUCAAAUUCCAGAAGCUCAGGAGUGUUGCCUCCUCCACUUAUGAUUCCCAUGGUGUCCGAUAUUAUUCUCUCUUCUUCGAAGCCAGGGAUUCUGAUGCGGCGCAGAUAUUUCGGGCUGAGAUUGGUGAUUACGGCUGUGGAGAAGGACACAAGGAAAAAGAGUUAGUGAGACAUUGGUUUGUGGCUACUCUUGGAUUUGAUCUUAAUGUGAGACACCUUGUGGAAGAAAUUGAAGUGAAGGAUCAAAUCCUUAACUUUCAAUUGGAUUUCAGAUUUCUGAAGUUGUUUUCCGAGUUAAAUGUAAACUGUGCCGGGGGAACUGACCAAGAUGCCUGCUUGGAUUCUGUUAGGAUCGACAUGGAAGCUCUGUUGGAUGUAGAAGAAAAAUCAUACCAAGAAUGGGAAGCUUUUCCUGGUGACGCGCUUCAAAAGCUUGAGAGUCUGAAGUCGAAGAUAACCAGUUUGCGAGGAUUUGUGGGAUGGCUCACUGAGGUUCGAGAAAUUCUUGGACUUGAUUCUUUGGAAUUUGAGGGAUUUUGUGAAUUUGAAGGAUGA
This is a messenger RNA of Oldenlandia corymbosa var. corymbosa, 1002 nucleotides long. NCBI's taxonomy places the organism in Eukaryota, Viridiplantae, Streptophyta, Magnoliopsida, Gentianales, Rubiaceae. The record is from the annotation of a GenBank genome assembly.